AUGACAGAUCAGUGGGCCAUGCACUGGAACAAGAAGGGUGUCGAAGAGUAUAAAAAAGGCAAUUUUUCAGAAGCAUUAAGUUACUUCACAUACGCACUAAACAAGAACGCACUAGACGGGAACGAUACUUUUAAAGUAUACUACCAAAAUCGAGCUGUUGCAUUUUUAAUGCUACACAAUUACGAGAAAGUGGUUGAGGACUGCAACAGUGCGUUAAAGAUAUGUUGUAACAAAGCACUGUAUUGCAGAUGUCAAGCACUAGAAGCAUUAGAAAGAUUCGAGGAGGCAUAUCGGGAUGCAGAGAUUAUUAUUUCCUCUGAUCCCAAUAACAAAAGUUUUCAAUGCAUAGUGGAGCGCUUACAUAAAAUUGUACAAGAACGUAAGGAAAGAUCACAUAUUAGUGCCAAGGUAUCAAAAAGGCUGGAUCUAGCAUUUGACGAGAACGCAAAUGAGAAGGAACGUGAAAUCGCUAUGAAUAAAUUGCUUGUGCUCGCACGUGAGAGAUUUGGUGCCGAGGAGAUCUUCAAGAAGGAAGUCGUAUCGAAAAUCGCACAACUUGUGAAAGUGGAAAAGAACGAGGAAGUGAUCUGUAGCGCGAUUCGUAUUGUAGGCGAGUUAUGUAAAAACAAUAUUAGUCGAACCGAGUCCGUCAUGAAAUACGUCGGUUUGCUUUGGUGUCUGGAAAUGAUGAACAUUUGCAGAAAGAGUUAA
Molecule: messenger RNA, 711 nt
Organism: Temnothorax curvispinosus
Lineage: Eukaryota; Metazoa; Arthropoda; Insecta; Hymenoptera; Formicidae
Product: protein unc-45 homolog B-like
Exons: 2
Coding region: 1-711 (236 amino acids)
Molecular function (GO): Hsp90 protein binding
Source: RefSeq, a predicted model, not a curated record